Molecule: messenger RNA, 680 nt
Organism: Linderina pennispora
Lineage: Eukaryota; Fungi; Kickxellomycota; Kickxellomycetes; Kickxellales; Kickxellaceae
Exons: 1
Coding region: 191-622 (143 amino acids)
Source: RefSeq, a predicted model, not a curated record
CCGAGUUCAUACGCUUGGUGUAAAUACUGAAGAAAGUUACUGGAACCCACUAUCCCACCUCAUUUCAACUGACAGAGCGCUAUUUCCUUUGCUGACACCACUGCUGUUCCAUUGCAUGUAUCCACUUCCGACGACUCUCUUCUACAUGGAUCCGAGGACUCUUUAACAUUCCUGGAUAUGCGUCUUACCAAUGAUGCUAUCGAUACUUUCAGCCAGUUCAAUUUGUUGGACGAGAGACAGCUUUGUGACUUUGGAUUACCUGAAACUAGACCACUCCUCACCUAGGUUCCACACGAUUGCUAAAGAUCGUGCUUUUCUCGUAUUCUGUGCUUUCCGCCAGACGCUGGGGAUGGAACUCAUCAGUGAGCUUGAUUUUGACUAUAUCAUUGUUCAGCCGCAUAUCAGCAGUCCUGCUCUGACUUUACGUGUCAUGAAUAUCCCUUAUAUCCAAUGCUCGUAUGAGGAGACCAUUCGAGCGAUUAAAAUAGCAAGCGUCGCAGAAGCAGUGCAAAUAAGCCGCUUGAAAGUAGAGUCUGUCGGCAGUGAGGUUCAUGUGUUUUUGACCUCUCGGAGUGGCUUGAUUAUAGAAACGCCAAGUUACACAUUGCUACUUAAGCAGUAGAUAGAAGUUGCGAUGAAAGUGCAUCGUAAUGCUCACAACUAGGUGCCCUGCGCUAAUG